Molecule: messenger RNA, 3227 nt
Organism: Galleria mellonella (greater wax moth)
Lineage: Eukaryota; Metazoa; Arthropoda; Insecta; Lepidoptera; Pyralidae
Gene: Vps2
Product: charged multivesicular body protein 2a
Exons: 6
Coding region: 306-989 (227 amino acids)
Biological process (GO): protein transport; endosome transport via multivesicular body sorting pathway; late endosome to vacuole transport
Cellular component (GO): multivesicular body; ESCRT III complex
Source: RefSeq, a predicted model, not a curated record
GACUAAUUUCCUUGCCCUCCCCACCCUGCUACUUUACCAUCACUAUUGUAAACAUUUUUCCUUGAAACAAUAUUACUUAUUAUAAAUUUCUCUAAAAUAAUAUAAUUAUAUUAUGCUUCAUUCACUAUUUCACUUAUCUAAUAUUAGUUUGUAGUCUUUGCUGGUGUUAAUAAUUUAUUUUUAAUAACGUGUUGAAUAAAUUCAAACUAGUGUGAAUCAUCACUCAAAAAAGGUCGAUUACAAAUAAAGGCAAUUUCAACUGUAUAUGAGGAAUUAAAACAAAUAAGACUAGAUUAUAAUACGCAAUGGAGUGGCUAUUUGGACACCGUAUGACGCCAGAUGAGAUGUUGCGCAAAAAUCAGCGCGCCCUGAACAAGGCAAUGCGUGACCUGGACCGUGAACGCAUGAAGAUGGAGCAGCAAGAGAAGAAAGUCAUUGCCGACAUCAAAAAACUUGCCAAGGAGGGCCAAAUGGAUGCAGUGAAAAUAAUGGCGAAGGAUCUGGUCCGCACGCGGCGCUACGUACGCAAGUUCAUGCUGAUGAAGGCCAACAUUCAAGCUGUGUCGCUGAAAAUACAAACGCUCAAAUCGCAGAGCACGAUGGCACAGGCGAUGCGCGGUGUCACGCGCGCCAUGGCCACCAUGAACAGGCAGCUCAACAUGCCGCAGAUACAGAAGAUAUUACAGGAAUUUGAAAAGCAGUCUGAGAUAAUGGACAUGAAGGAAGAAAUGAUGAAUGACUCCAUUGAUGAAGCGAUGGAAGGUGAUGAUGAUGAAGAAGAAAGUGACGCGGUAGUGUCGCAAAUCUUGGACGAGUUAGGACUGCAGCUCAACGAUCAAUUGUCUGGGCUGCCACAAGCCACUGGAUCUCUCUCUAUUUCAGCGAAGACGCCGGUGGCGGUGGCGGGCGGCUCGAGCGGCGGCGGCGGCGCGGCGCUGGACGCCGACGCCGAGCUGCAGUCGCGCCUCGACAACCUGCGCCGCGAGUAGCCGCGCCGUCACCACCGACUGAACGGUCCUCCGGGCGUCGGCCACGGCAACCGCUCGUCGUUGUUAAAAAACAUUGUGGGCGUGCUCGCAUCCCGACCUCCUCGUGGAGUCGCAUCUGCUUUAUUCCAAUAUUACACCUAAUAGAUAAACUAAAAAUACUGAUAUGGGCAAGUACUGGCGAAUUAUUAACCCUUUUUAAAAUUACUUUAAAAUACUAACAUUAUAAGGGCUAAGCAGACGAGUGAGUUUUCGUCAACGAAGGACGAUAUUCUUCAUAGUGCGAGCCGCGGUCAUGUGCAUUUCACCUAAAUUGCCUCUUCUGUAGGAUGGGUGAUUGCGCCGGUACUGGCGGUUGAUAUUGUAGCCAGCCUCAAUAUAUCCGCAGAGGAUACACUGCUUCCUGGUAGCAGUCCUUGCCUGUUUGUCUGUCUGAGUAUGACAGGGAGUCGCCUCGGUUUCUUCCACUGCAGCUGGGUUAGCUGUAUGUGUAGCUGUCCCGGAUUCAGGAGCCCGGGUCCUGCGUUUGGUCUGGAUUCUUCGCAUGAUGAUCGUAGGAUGGGCGAUGAAGCUCGUGUUUCGGCCUCUGGUGCAGUUUGCAUGUGGCUGCAGGUUGGAUAUAGGUUGGAAUGAAUUCUUUCCACCCGAAAAGAUAUUCAACUUUACACAUUAGAAAUAAGAAAAUUUGAAGAGAAUUAGAACAGAAAAUAAAUUGGUAUAAAAGACACGACUCGAGCAAGAAAAAGGGAAAAGAUAAAAAAAUGAAUAUCAAGAAUGUGUUUGUGUUUAUAUGAACUGGGAUGGAUAUAUACAGAGAUGGAGAGAUCGUGGGAUGUGAAGGCGACGACGAAUGGAUGCGCUGAGCAGACGCCCGGUAUGACAUUGAGGUGUGGUCCAAGUUACAGACAUGAGGCGUGGUGUCAGUGUCUACUGCCACAAAUGUAAUCUAAAUGAGUCGCUCGUUGCCGCCCCAUAUAUUAGUUACUUUCCACUGUAACAUUGUUGAAUGUUAUUUUUUUUUUUUAAGAAUAAGCAUACUUCGUCUGUAAGUUUCCUAAUCAGUUUGAUUAGUUGUGUAAAAUGUUUUUCUAUUUGUAAAAAACGAUAAUCUUCUUAAAUGACAAUAAGGACUAGGUAUCGAUUACAAAUAUGAAUCAUUCAAUUGGUGAAUAAUAAUAAAGUCGUAAUCUCUUCUAUUUAUUAUUGUGGAUUAUUAUCUUACAGAUACAAUACCAAUACAAUUGGACGUCAUUUUGUAUCUGUAAGGCAAAAUAUAUCAUUUAAUAACUUCAACAUCACAGACAAACCGGUCACGGAUAAUGUUGUAUACUAAUUGUACACAUAAAUUGGUGUUCGUAUGACUUUUUUACAAAAACAAAAACAUGUUGACCUGCCUCCAUAGUGCAGUGGUCACGCGUAUUAACGAGAGCCGGUUUGUCUUGACCAAAUUAUUAUUUUUUUAAGUAAAUUGUGUAUGAAUCUUUGGAAUUGUCUAUUUGUCUGUGUAUCCUAAUUUGAAGGUGCGAUACAUUAGAGAAAGCGGCACUGUUUACUUUUGAUGCGAGUUACGUCAGUACUUGUACUGUUUGCAGUUUAUGUUGACGGCUGCCGCGCCACUGGCCAGCCAGUAUAGUCGACUUCCAUUUGACACUCGAGUUACACAUCUUAAUCCGAGGCAAGGGGAAGCCUGCUCCGCCCCCGGCCACGCGACGUACAGUCCUCUGCGAAUGUCCCGCGUCGUGGCACUAUAAAUAAACGCGUCCCCAUCGCUCAUCGAAUGACUGAAAUGAUAUUUGGUAACAAGGUUGUUAAGGCUAGUGUAGCUCGCGACUCCAGAGUUGAAUUGUACAUUGUAAAUAGCUAUAGAUAAUAUAAUUAUUAUGUAUAUUUAUACACGACCCGCACCAAGCGGCCGGCGCCAGCAACACGUGGCGCCGCCCGUUCUCCUUGCAACAAUAUUCUUGCAGCUUAUGUGUAGAAGGUGCACCUCAGGCAUGGAGCCGCCAUGUCGCACCUCGAAUUUAUACACCACGCGGGCCUGCGCGGUCGACGCACGCCUUACAUGGUUUAUUUUGUGCACUUUUUACUGUCUUUGCCACGCAAUUUUAAGUGUUCUAUUUUGACGGAUAAAAAUUCCAUGAGAAGUGUCCGUCGACUGCGCAGGCGUUCAGUGGUCAUUGUUAUUGUAUUUAAGAUUAUAAUAAGAUAAUAAGUAUAUUUAAAUAAAUAUUUUUAUAAUAA